AUAUAAUAAUAUACUAAGUUAAAGAGUCGAGAGCAAUGACCAAGACCCCCUUGGAUUAUCAAUAUACACGCUCAUAGUUGUCCUUGUGUUUUUUUAUUCAGUCAUGUCAAUAUCAUGAAACAAAGAAUUUAAUUCAGGUUUGAGUUCAAGUACAAAAGAUGAUGUGGAAUGGAGUUAAUUAGAGUGCUUCCAUGAGUUCUUUCAAUGGGAAAGAAAAGGAGCUGGUUUAGUUGGGUGAAGAAGAUUUUCGCUUCUGAUGCAAAACCAAAAACUGAAAAGAAAUCAAAGAGGUGUAGAUGGAUUUUUGGAAGACUGAAGCUCAAGCAAUACCAGCCUGCACUGGCGGCACCACCGCGGAGAUCAUUGUGUCAAGCAACGGAGGAGAAACGAAAGCAUGCUUUGAACGUCGCCAUCGCUACUGCCGCUGUAGCCAAGGCCGCGGUUGAAGCCGCACAAGCUGCGGUUGAAGCCGCACAAGCUGCGGCAGAGGUUGUCCGUUUUGUGGGAGCCUCUAAAUCUUUCCAUCAUUUCACAACAAAGGAUAGGAAUCGAGCUGCUAUUAAGAUCCAAGCCGCUUUCCGGGCACAUCUGGCAAGGAAAGCCCUACGGGCACUAAGGGGGACUGGUGAAACUCCAAGCCAUCAUCCGCGGCCAAGUUGUGCGACAUCAAGCAAUGAAAACUAUGAAGUGCUUGCAAUCUGGUACAAAAAUGUACCCAGAGAUAAAGGAGAAGGGCAUUUCUACACCAAAACUUGUUUGUCCAGACACCAGGAAAAAUCAGAGCCUCACACAAAAAGAUGAGUUGCAGCCUUGCAGGACAAGGACAUCAUUAAACAUGAUUACUGUAGUCAAAGGGGUUGGAAUGACAGUGCGGUUUGUAAAGAAGAAGCUGAAGCCAUAUCCUUAAGAAGGAAGGAAGCAACGGCCAAAAGAGAGCGUAUGAAGAAAUACUCGUGUUCUCAUCGGGAGAAAGCGAGUACUCGAAUGCUUGAUGAAUCCAUGCAUAUCAAAGAAACCGGAAGGAGCAGCUUUGUGAAAGCAGAAGAAAAUGACGAGGGAAAUAGAAAUGAAAGUGUGAUGAUUUUGACAUCCAACAAAACUUUGAACUCGGGUACAUGGGGGAAGUACAUGGUCUACCUCAUAUUCGAUUUAGAAAUUUACAAAAGCAAGACAUGCUAGACGGACUGAACUCGCCAUUUUCGUUUCCAAGAAGAUCGUUCUGCCGUGCCGGAGACGA
This is a messenger RNA of Hibiscus syriacus, 1237 nucleotides long. RefSeq lists its product as uncharacterized. NCBI's taxonomy places the organism in Eukaryota, Viridiplantae, Streptophyta, Magnoliopsida, Malvales, Malvaceae. The record is from RefSeq and is a predicted model, not a curated record. The transcript has 6 exons. Gene Ontology annotation, molecular function: protein binding. Bases 205 to 801 code for a protein of 198 amino acids.